Molecule: messenger RNA, 1800 nt
Organism: Episyrphus balteatus (marmalade hoverfly)
Lineage: Eukaryota; Metazoa; Arthropoda; Insecta; Diptera; Syrphidae
Product: serine/threonine-protein kinase RIO3-like
Exons: 2
Coding region: 166-1461 (431 amino acids)
Biological process (GO): maturation of SSU-rRNA; protein phosphorylation
Cellular component (GO): preribosome, small subunit precursor; cytosol
Molecular function (GO): ATP binding; protein serine/threonine kinase activity
Source: RefSeq, a predicted model, not a curated record
GACGACUUCUGGAUACUCAUUUGCCAGUUAAAACUUUACUAGAUUAAGAACUAACAUUUUCUAUUUUUAAUACACAAAUUGUGAUAUUAAUUUAAGAGUAAUUUAUAAAUAAUUGUUAUUACUAGUUGUAAAUUCAUAAAUUGUAACGAACACAAAGCAUAUUAUAUGUCUUCACCAUGGUGUAAAGUUCAAAACUUUCAAAGCAUUAACUUCGCUGAGAUCAUGUCUGAAGAAUAUGCACGUGAAAGGCAAAAUAAAAAAUUCAAGAAAAACGAACUUGGUCCACUAAAGAAUUUAACGAAAAUUGAUGAAGAACAAACACAGCCCAAUGAAGACCAAGAUUCCGUUUUUCUUGAUAAUAACAUGGUUGACGAUGACGAAGAUCACUAUGAAGACGACGAAGAACUAAACUGGGAUCGUUAUGAGACAAACGAAAAGUUGGGUGAAACACUUCCAAAGCGAGGUUUUAAGUUUGCCAAACCAAAUUAUAUCCAUUGGAGGCCUUACCCAAACGAGAAGAUUAAGGCAUCUGACGAGGAGGAAGAUAAUGAGGAAAACCAAGUUACUCUUGAAAUGGGAUUCGAUCCAUCGACUCGUUUGAUACUCCACAAAUUGAUCAAUAACCAAAUUGUCAGUCAAAUCAAUGGAGUCGUGUCCUGUGGCAAGGGAGCAGUAGUUCUUCAUGGUUCUCGUCACCCAAAUAUCGUCGGAGAUUUGUCACUUCCCAGUCCCAAAGAAUGCGCCAUUAAAAUCUUCAAAACCUCUUUAAUUGAAUUCAAACUACAUAACCGUUAUAUCAAAGAUGACUACCUUUGUAAGGACCGGAAACAAGAUAACCGACCCAUAUUAGAAUUAUGGGCGGAGAAAGAGAUGGACAAUUUGUUGAGAAUGCGUCAUGCAGGCAUCAAUUGUCCCGAUGUUAUCGUCCUCAAGAAGCAUGUUUUAGUCAUGUCGUUUUUUGGAAAACGCCAAAUGUCAGCUCCAAAACUCAGACACGCUCUUCUCUCUGACGACGAAUUAAGUAUUGCCUAUAAGGAGAUUGUCGAAAUGAUGCACAAGCUAUACAAUGUGGCCAAAUUGGUUCAUGCUGACUUGUCUGCCUACAAUAUUCUCUGGCAUGAUUACAAAUGUUGGUUCAUUGAUGUGGCUCAAUCUGUUGAGCUUGAUCAUCCUAACGCACUGAAAUUGCUUUUGCGUGAUUGUGGCAAAAUUGUAUCUUUCUUUAAACAACGCGGACUACCAAAUGUUGAUACAAAAGAAAAACUCUUUGAGCAUAUUACCUCAUUGAAUGCUACCACGUUUGAUCCCCUUGGAACAUCUUUCAAAGAAGCCACUGCUCUAAAAUUAGAAGAAGUUCCAUGUGAACUUAAACCUCGGUCAAAUGUAGAGCCGAAAGUAGAAUCUUCUAACGAAGUAACAGAUACCCUGAGUUUACUCAGUAUUAAGGACGGUGGAGACUAAAUUUGAGUUGAACCAGCCUAUAUGACCCUAUCAAACGUUAAAUUAAGCCUUUAACUAAGGAUCUGUUUGGACCCAACCGUCGACAACUACACCAUCGAUCAAAUAUUCACACUGCAACUAGAGGACUGCGCUGUCAUGUAGCUUCUUCAAUUUUUCUUGAGAAGAUAGUGCGAAACAUUCAGGCCAGGACACAACUGUCACUAACAAUAACGAACGAACAUCGUUUCACCUAAGUAAGGGUAAGGGAAGUACUGAAAUAUUGGAGAAAUCGUGACUCGAAACUCGACAUCGAUCUGGUUGAAAUAGGAUAUUGAAUAGGAAAUGUAUUCCUAAUGCAAC